Molecule: messenger RNA, 1158 nt
Organism: Durusdinium trenchii
Lineage: Eukaryota; Dinophyceae; Suessiales; Symbiodiniaceae
Source: the annotation of a GenBank genome assembly
AUGGCACGAAGGCGACCUGGUCUUGCGUGGUGUUUCCUGUUGACAUCCGCCGUCAGUUUUGUGCAUUUGUCAUGCACCCGCUCCCAAGCGCCCAGCCGGCACCCCGCCGCACGCUCCGACGCCGCGCUUCGCCGCGCCGUCGCGGAGCCGGCGGCAGAGCCACCUGAGUGGCGCUCAGCCCUGCGGCGGCUGCUGCUCGCGCGGCGUUCAGCCACGCGGCAGGCAGCGCUGAAGGAGCUGGCCGAGGUCUACGACGACGCCAGUGGCGAGAUUUUUGCAGAGGUGGAGAAGUAUGCGCAGCAGAUGGAAGAGACGCCGACUCUUCAGAUGCUCCGCUUGCGGCCCUUCUUGGGAUAUCGUUCGGCGUGUGCCAGCCUUUAUCGCACGGUGAGGGAUCACAUUUUGCCACAACAAGCAGAUAGCCCCGUGGUGGUGCAGAAGCAAAGUCGAGAGGGCGAGCAACGGUUGAGGAGCGAUGCCAUGGACGCUGAAGGGAAGGAGGCUCCGCUAGCGGCUUCGAAGGCGCGGGCGCUGUUCGUGGCGCUGCGGCAGCUGACGAACUCCGAUCCUUGGAGCUUGGAGAGGUCGGCCAAGUCGAAGGACGAGGACUGGGCCGCACGGACGCCGAAGCUCGAAACGCCCAAAUACGAGGUGGUUUCUCGAGAUGCACUCUCUGGCUUUGAGGUGAGGGAGUACGCACCUUAUGCUGUGGUUCAAACACGUCAAGGUGCAGAGGUGGCGAAUAACCGGUCCUUCUUCAUGCUUGCCGACUACAUUUUUGGAAAGAAAAAUGUUCGGAACGAGAAGAUGGCGAUGACAACUCCUGUGCAGAUGGAUCGAGACAGUGGAGCCAUGUCGUUCAUCAUGCCCAGCAAAUAUUGGACGUCCUUGGAGACGGCCCCGGCACCGGCCGAGAACUCCGGAGUGCUUCUCCAAGAGCGCCCGGUCGAGACCUUGGCCGUCUCAUGCUUCGGAGGCUAUGCGCUACAAGCCACGGUGGCCAAGAAGACCGAAGAAUUGAUAGACUUCGUGGAGAAGAGUGAGACCUGGGAGAUUGUAGAGAACACCACGCGUCUCAUGCAGUACAACGAUCCCUUUACUGUGCCCUGGAAGAGACGCAACGAGGUCAGCAUCCCCGUGAGAGCCAAAGCGCGUUAA